AUGGCGGCGGCGGCAUGUGCUGCGGCGCGCGCGUCGCGGCGCGCGUACGCGCGCGUACGCGCGCGGCCGCGGCGGCGCGCGACAGGCUGGCGCGUGCGCGGCGGCGGCGCGCGGGCGGACUUGUCCAAGCUUCGGCCUAAGGCCUCAACGCAGGGGGCGGAGGUUCAGAAGCUGAGGGGCAAGGUGAACAACGCCAAGAAGGAGUUCGCCAAGGUGGAGGCGGCCGAGAAGACCGCCCACCUGGAGGCCAAGGAGCGUCGGGAGGCGGCGGCCAUCCUCAAAACCGCUACCGCCGAGCUGGAGCCGGUGGAGGCCCAGUGCGCGAAGAUCACGGACUCGGCCGCCGAGCUGUUGGCGGCGAAGGGCGAGGACCUGCAGAAGUUUGCCACUCCGUGCACUGUCUUGGAGGGGGUGGAGAAGUCGGUCCUGGAGGCGGCCUCUGCCCUCUCGAAGGUGAAGGCAUCUUUGACAGAGGAGACCAAGAAGAUCAAGGCAACCAAGGGCCCUCUGAUGGAGGCCAAGAAGGAGCUGGCCAAGCUCAACACUAAGGCAGAUAGCCUUAUGAAGAAGAACAAUGCGACUCUCCAGGCCGCGCGGGCGGCUUGCAAGACCAUCUCCGAGAGCGGCGCAACCAAGGCCUCCGAGGCCCUGCGCGCCGAGGCACAGAAGCGGAGCCUCACGGCGGACGGGCUUUUUGCGGAGCUGGCGGGCGGUGCGGAUCGACUGCCGCAUGAGAAGCUCGCCAAGUGCCUGCUGGGGCUGGGCUUGGAGCUGCCGGAGGAGCAUGCCAAGCUGAUUUGCCGCAAGGUGGAGGCGGGGUCCAUCAGCAAGCGCAGCUUCCAGUCCUUUGUGCAGCGCUACUAUGUGGUGACCACAGCUAUUGCAAUCACCUCGGAGUUCGAUCUCAGCAAGGCAAAGACUUUGCGCAAGGCAGAGCCCGAAGAGAUCUUCGAGAUUCUGGAGGGCCCGCAGUCCGAUGAGAAGAUCGGGCUCACGCGGGUCCGCGCAAGGUCGCUGGUGGACGCGACCGAGGGGUGGCUGAGCAUCAAGGGCAACCAGGGCUCCAUCUUCCUCAAAGAGUUGGAGAAGCCCUUUUACACCGUAUCCGGCGCUGAGGAGGUGCGCCUCGAUGCUGGGAUCAAGUGCGAGGGCGAGCCUCUGCGCGUGAUCAAGAGCGGCGAGGUGAUGGAGAUGUUGGAAGGCCCCAAGAAGGAGACCUUCCCAGCUGCGCUCAAGGGCAAGGCCAAGGCUAUGUCAGAUGAUGCUGCUGGCUGGUUCAGCAUCAGGGACCGCCAGGGCAACGUCUUCGCGGAGGCGGAGGGCAAGAUCUAUAGCUGCGUCUCCACUGUCGCAAUGACCGACAAUUUUGACAUCAAGGACUGUCAGGUGGUGAAGAAGCUGGCCGUCGGGGAGCUCUUCAGCGUGGAGGAGGGCCCAACCACUCAGGAGGAGUCCGGCGUGACCAGAGUCAAGGGGAAGACCUUGACAGACGAGAAGGUCGGCUGGGUCACCAUCAAGGGCAACGCAGGCACCACCUACGCACAGGCGAGCAAGACGCACUACGCCAUUGUGAAGGAGGUGAAGCUGCAGAAGGCCUUGGCCGACAAGUCCGAGACCGUGCGCAUGCUGAAGCCUGGGGAGGCUGUCCAGGUCACAGAGACGAAGGAGGAGGCGCAGCAGCCCUCCGUGCGCAUCAAGGUCAAGACGAGCGAUGGCCUCUCCGGGUGGGUCACAGUGCAGCCCGGCCACGUCAAGAGGUGGUCUAGCACCUACAAGUGCGUGGCUGCCACCAGCCUUGGCUCGGCUGCAAAGGCCGAGGGCGCUGAAGUCGUGCGGGAGAUCGCGGCGAACGAAACGCUGGAACUGCUCGAAGGGCCUGUCGAAGAGGCAGGCGACCUGAGAAUGAAGGCCAAGGCCAAGAAGGACGGUGCCGAGGGGUGGGUGUCCAUUCGGGAUAGCAGCGGCAAGAGGUUUUUGUCCUGCUGA
This is a messenger RNA of Effrenium voratum, 1986 nucleotides long. The record is from the annotation of a GenBank genome assembly. Lineage: Eukaryota; Dinophyceae; Suessiales; Symbiodiniaceae.